Messenger RNA from Recurvomyces mirabilis, 1485 nucleotides. RefSeq lists its product as uncharacterized. The record is from RefSeq and is a predicted model, not a curated record. NCBI's taxonomy places the organism in Eukaryota, Fungi, Ascomycota, Dothideomycetes, Mycosphaerellales, Teratosphaeriaceae. The transcript has 4 exons. Bases 1 to 1485 code for a protein of 494 amino acids. Gene Ontology annotation, molecular function: heme binding; oxidoreductase activity, acting on paired donors, with incorporation or reduction of molecular oxygen; iron ion binding.
AUGGACAUCGGUCCUACAUCCUCUACUCUUCAGCCCUUUGCGCCACUUGCCCGAACCAAAGACGUUGACAGUGUUCCUUUCAAGGGUGGACAACUGUUCAAUGGCCAUGCCAAGCUUAUUUCAGACGAGCGGUCAGGUUCGCCAAUGCACGAAUGGAUCAACGAGGUUCCCAAUGAUGGCCUUAUUCGCUAUCGCAUGAAGCGUAACCAGGAAAGAGUGUUCGUGACCAGUGUCAAAGGCCUCGCGGAGGUUCUAGUACAGAGGAACUAUGACUUCGUCAAACCAACUCGACUGCGCUAUGGUCUUGGCAGAAUUCUGGGCGUUGGACUAAUUAUCGCUGAGGGAGAUGAGCAUAAGCAACAACGACGACAAUUGAUGCCAGCUUUUGCGCACCGGCAUGUCAAGGAUCUAUAUUCCAUAUUCUGGUCGAAAUCUGCCGAGCUGGCACAAGCACUGACCACAGAAAUUAGUGACAACAGAUCAGUAGUCAACAUUGCAGACUGGCUGCCACGUGCCACGUUGGACAUAAUCGGCGUUGCUGGUCUAGGCCAAGAUUUCCGUGCCAUCCAGAACCCAGACAACCAAGUCUGCAACGCAUAUGCUCGAGUGUUCGACCAAUCGCCUCCGAAAGGAAAGCUGGCGAUGCUCAAGAUGGUCGUCAAAGAGCUGUUGCCAUCAUUGUCGAAGCGGAAUGAUACCAUUGCUGUUGCUUCGCAGGCUCUCAAGCAAGUAUCCAGGCAGCUGAUUAGGCAGAAGAAAGCAGAAAGACAAGUUACGAAGAGCAUUGACAAGGAUAUCUUGUCGGUAGCGCUAGACUCGGAAGCAUUCACAGAAGAGCAGCUGGUUAAUCAGACCAUGACAUUUCUUGCUGCUGGCCAUGAGACCACUGCUACAUCGAUGACCUGGGCAACGCUAGCUCUAUGCCGACAUCAAGAUGUGCAGGCAAAGCUAAGAGAGGAGAUCCGAGCCAAGCUACCUCCACCAGGGGUGACCGACGCUUCACCAAUGACAGCAGAACUACUUGACAGCUUGCCAUAUCUGCAUGCCGUCUGCUCAGAAGUCCUUCGUGUCUACCCUCCGGCAGGUCUAACGAAGCGGGUGGCCGCCAAGGACACCACAAUACUGGGCCAGUACAUCCCAAAAGGAACCAACAUCAUCAUAAGCAUGAGGGCAAUUAACCAUAGCAAAGAGCUAUGGGGUGAGGACGCAGCUGAGUUCAAGCCAGACAGAUGGCUAGGCGUAGGCAAAGCUGGUAAUGGUGGUGCGAGUAGCAAUUACUCUUACAUGACAUUCUUACACGGACCUCGAAGCUGCAUCGGCCAGAGCUUCGCCAAAGGAGAGUUUGCGAGUCUGCUUGCGGUACUGGUCGGAUGCUUCGAGAUGGAGCUUGCGGACCCGGGAAAGGAGAUCAAGAUUGUCACUGGCCUCACGUCUCGACCCAAGGGUGGCCUUAAUGUGCGAAUGCAACGGGUGUCCGGGUGGUGA